Corythoichthys intestinalis (scribbled pipefish) is the source of this 3354-nucleotide messenger RNA. RefSeq names its product DISC1 scaffold protein (gene disc1). Gene Ontology annotation, cellular component: intermediate filament cytoskeleton; centrosome; mitochondrion. NCBI's taxonomy places the organism in Eukaryota, Metazoa, Chordata, Actinopteri, Syngnathiformes, Syngnathidae. The transcript has 15 exons. The coding region runs from base 741 to 3017 and encodes 758 amino acids. Gene Ontology annotation, biological process: cilium assembly; neuron migration. The record is from RefSeq and is a predicted model, not a curated record.
CUGAAGGAGGCUGGAGUCAAAUUCCUCUCUGCGUAGGAGCUCCAACACGACACAGGGCAGCGACUAACGGACCGCUCGCCCAUCGACUGAUCAUUGAUCAAACUACAACUUGUCCAAUUCUUCAUCUGCUUAUCACCGCGUCGGAUAUUGCUGUUCCUGUGAAAACCAGCUGUUAGGGGCUUUUAUGGGCUUUUCAAUAUGCAUUAACUGUCGCUACAAUUCGUUUGCAUCAUAAAAAUCCUCUAAACUCUCCGGCUGCAAAAAUGUUUAAGGACUAAACUACGGCAGUAAAAGUUGGUCUGUUAAGAGAUAGUUUUAAACAAAGAAGUCUCUUGACUUUUCCACAGCGGAAGUGAGCUCAGUCAUGCUUCGUGUCAGUGCAUAGUUGCUGGACGUAACACUACUGUUCAACCAUCAACUUCUUUGCCUUGUUCUUCAUGGAGACAUGUUUGCUGGAUAGUUGGGCCUGAAAUGCCACAUCAACGCUCUACAACACCAAAGCCAAGGAGUUAUGGAAGGAAAUGGGGAGCUGGUUUUGGACGAAUGCCUCAUUACACGCUAUGAUAAUUUUCCAGACAGAUGGACAGACAGAGCGAGGUCACAAGUUGUGGGGUGUUGCACAUCUGUAGAGGCAUACUGCUUCUCAGGAGCCUGCUGACACAUGGAUCUGCUGAUGUGGCAGAGCCUCAGGGACAGCUGGCAGCGUUGGCCGUAAGAGACUCCACCGGAGGCCGGGCUACAUGAGAGGGGAACAGACCAGACCACAAAGUUUUACAGAUGAUAUUGAAGACUUGGAGGAAGAACAAGAAGAAAAAGAUGGAGCAAUUUGCAUAAGGAAUGGAAAGAGUAAAUGUGAAACUGAGGGGGUAAUCACUGCACAACCUGACAAAACCUCCCAUGACAUCCCUCUUGCGUCCACCAACAACAGUGCCCUCAGUGAACCAAAGAGUGAACUCAUGUUAAACCACACCCCGGUAUUCCAGCAUUCAACUGCUCCUGAAGAGUCUUUCAACUCCAGUUUUAGUUUCAUUCAACAGUCUCUCAGGACCCUCAUGGCUCCUGCAACACCAGCACUUGAUCCAGAGCCAAAAGCUACCGCAGUGCCUGAUUUCUCUCAAAUUCAAUCAGCAGCAUUGUUUCCUGUUCAGCCUGAAUCCAAACCCUCCACCCAUGUCACAGCUAACUCAGUCCUGAGCAGCCACAAAGAGAGGGAGACACUCUGUUUAGGUGGACGGUUUUGGGGUGAACACGCGUGGGACAGCAGAGAUGGUGACUUCCAGUGUCUGGAUACAGAAAUCACUUCUUCAUUGUCACUUGAUUCAGACACCGCCUCUGCAUCCUCAGUCACGUCAGGAUACGAGAGCGCCACACCUGCUUCUGACCAAGGUUGGGACAAUUUGGUGAGGAAGUAUGACAACGUACUGCAAGAGUGUCUCCAAAACAACCGGACGCACACAAAGAUCGAAUCCAUGAUGUUAAAGCUUCAGAGACUGCAGCAAAAAGCCAUUGUGGAAGAUGACUAUGAUGCAGCUGAGCGAUUUGGGAAAAAGCUGGAGGAGCUGUGCAAGGAGCGAGGAGCUCUUAAACUCGGUUUACCUUCCAGACAGCCCAGCGUGGCUCUGUUCCUCCAGAGGCUUAGAGAGGUGGUGCAGAGCGCCCUCCGCAGGGCAGACAGCAGUCAGCACAGGUCAGGAGUAGAAUCCGAUGGAGGAGAGCAGUCGGACUCAAUGCGCCGCCGAGAUCGUCUCAUACAAGAGAAGCGGACGGUAGAGGAGGAAAUGGAGGAACUCCAGCAGAGACUGGCGGAGCUGCAGGAUCGCAGUCGAUGUCUGGACCAGCAGAUCCAGCAAGAGGAACAACAGAUGGAGGCUGAGGAACUGGAAGGGUCCAUUCUGAGGAGCUGUACCACGGCCCAGCUCCGAGACAUGAGCCGAACCCUUCAUGAUCUUGUGAUGUCUGACAACCGCAUCCAGAUCUUAGUUUCUCCUCCUCCUUCCAUGCUCAGACUCCAGGAGCAGGAGCAAGCAUUGAAUCUAUCCAUCAAGGAAGCCACUGCCAAAGUGGUCAUGAGUCAGAAGCUGGGCAGCAGCCUCAGGAGGAAAGUCAGUGAGACUGAAACUCAGCUCUUAGCUCUGCAAGAAGCCAAACUGGCUGCCAUCUCAGGUAAUGACUUCAGCAGCGCCAAGGAGCUAAAGGCUGAGAUGAAGGCGGUAUACCAGGAGCAGGAGCGACUGGAGGCCCUGGCCAAAAGGCUACACAGUCUCAGCUCAGGGAGCAGCCAAGAGCUGGCCAGGAUGAAGGAGCAGCGGCAGCAGCUCAGACAGGAGCUGGAGCACAGGGAGGCGCGGCAUGAAAGCCAGCUGAAAGACAAUGCCGUCAAAUAUAUUGAGCUAUUGGAGGACAGGUUACAUAGCUGUAGCUGCUCAGGCCUGGAGCGGAUUUGGGAAGCAGACCUGGAAGCGUGUCAUCUAUUCUUAAGAGGUUUGCAUUUACGCACAUCCGUCAGUAUCGGAGCAGACAUGGAUGACCAUCUCGCCACAGCUGACUAUGCUUCAAAUCGAAUGUGCGACAAAGAGGAAGAAGACAGCGCCAUGUUAACUGCGUUGGGCGGCCGCUGGUGUCCCGAGGCUAAUUUACAGAACUCUGAGUUCACCAAGAAAUUGGAGGAGUUUUUGUUCUGCAUGGAAGAUAAUAACCCACAGCAGGACGUGUCCAGCGAUGAUGAAGCGGCAGACCUAGCUGAGCGCUGUGAGGUGAUCAGUGAUAGACUGAUGACCUUGGAGGACGACUUACACACGGCCAUACUAAACCGGGAUCAGGCCCUGGCUGAGUCACUGGAGAGGCAAGUUCAGGAGGUGAAAGCCACUUUGCAAAACAUGCUGGCCCUGCUCAGAGAGGAGGACAUGGAGGACGUGCACAUUCAUGAAGUGCGGGAUGAUGGCCACCCUGAGGAGAAUGAUAUUUUGGAAGAGGAGGAGGAAGAGGACCAGUACUUCAGUGACAGCUGGGACAUUUGAAGCGGAUGCCUGUUGUGUUUUAUCAGCAUUUAAACUGGGAGCCUGACCUGCACUCUGCAGUAGAACUGACCCCAUCUCCAUUUAAUGUAAAGACACACUCAAAGCACUGUUGAACUGCCUAAAGUCUCCAUCUAUUUCUAAUAUAGAAAAAAAAAAAACAUUUCAUAUAUGCAGGGAUACAACACUUUGUUUCAAACUAGCUAAGUGCCUUCAGGCUUCUCAGUUUUCUUAUUCCAGAUUAAGAAAUCAAGGAAUUAAAUGAUUUGCAAGAAUUGUUUCAAUCAUAUGACCAAACAGUUGAACUCCCAAGUUUGCACCACUUUGGAAAAAAAAAAAA